Drosophila sechellia is the source of this 4648-nucleotide messenger RNA. RefSeq names its product Sad1 and UNC84 domain-containing protein klaroid (gene koi). Gene Ontology annotation, molecular function: protein-membrane adaptor activity. Gene Ontology annotation, cellular component: nuclear envelope; meiotic nuclear membrane microtubule tethering complex. The coding region runs from base 422 to 3319 and encodes 965 amino acids. Lineage: Eukaryota; Metazoa; Arthropoda; Insecta; Diptera; Drosophilidae. The transcript has 7 exons. The record is from RefSeq and is a predicted model, not a curated record.
CCACCCCCUUCCCCGCCCCCUGCAGUCAACAUCUGUGCUCGAAAGGUCGGGCGGGCGUCGUUUUCGGCUAUGUGGCCCACCACCAAUGGAUCCCCACGGUCACUGGCAGCAAUUCGCGAUCCGAAAUGCUCCGGCCUAUUUUUAGACGCGGUCUUUGCGGCCUGCCUACUUAACUACCUCCCCAAUGCAUUCUAAUUAAAAACCGGGCACUGCGCUCAUUUCCACACGCAUUGCAUUGCAUAAUGCGGCAUUAAUGUGGCGGGGAAAGCUCGCUUCGGAAAGCACUCGAGCAUUGAAGUGAAGAGCACAUAGACCGAAUGUUUUCCAGCUGCCCAAUUGUAAACAACCCACGCCUAGCACGCACACAUACGCACAAGCACAAGCACACAGACUGGGCCCGAGCACUGGAGGGAAUCUAAUCAUGAGCGAAAAUACAUACCAGAUAGAAACGCGUCGGCGGUCGCGUUCCAAGACCCCCUUCCUGAGAUCGAGCUGCGACCAUGAGAACUGUGAGCACGCCGGAGAGGAGGGGCAUGUGCACCACCUCAAAAGGAAAUCGGCGGCCCCCAAUGUGCAAACGAUAAUAGAGGAGCAUAUAGUGGAGUCGAGUAUCAGUAAGAAAACCCGGGCAAAGGCGUUCGCCCAGCUGACCUCGGACUAUUCGAGCGACGACAUGACUCCGGAGGCCAAACGCAAACAGAACUCGAUCACGAGCACAGUCACGUCGAUUCUCACCAAGCGAUCCGGCGGCGCCACAUCGACGCCGCGAAACAGGAGCCAGCUGGAGACCACACAAAACACGCUGAACUCCGCCCAGGAAAAGCUAAACCAAUCGAACGGAAACCUCAGCUCGGGAAAUGUCAGCGAUUAUCUGGCCUACAUCGAGUACAGAGAUGCUGGCGAGUACUGGAACAAAACUCCCAAGACGGACUAUACCUACUCAGAACUGUCCCCCCACCGACGCCAGUUGGCGCCAGGAAUUGUUGCCAUGCCCAACAUGUCCAGAAAGAGCCUAGAGAACCAUAACGAUCGGGUCAACUACAUGGUCCAGCAGAACCCUGCGCAAGAGGAGUUCAUCCGCCGCCGCUACCAGUCCAAGUAUACCCAGCAGGUCAACUAUGACUCCGCAGAUGAACUGGACGCCACUUUUGGCCAGCAAAAGCAGAGCUGGUGGCUCAUCCGCCUCAUCCAGCUGGUUGUUAGCAGCAUUACCACUGUGUGGAGUCGUGUGACCAAUCUCUCGGCCACGGAGACGACUGCCUAUCAAAACUACUACGCUAAGCGCCAGCAGAGUCAACGAGUUGGACUUUGGGGGAAAAUAGUACAGACCAUCGGAAGAGGACUUGCAAGUUUGCUGCGCUACCUGUAUGUUUUCAUCGGAUCGGUGCUGAGUUUGGACACGUGGUUGCUACGAUCCUCGGAUGCGGAAAACAAGUCGAAAAAGCGCUUCCUCAUAUUUCUGCUGAUUUUGUUGCCCUUGCUGCUGCUGUCGGGAUGGUUGCUCCUGCAGGAGGAUCAACGUAGUGCUUACGUUCAGCAGGCUGAAGCCCUGUUGCCACUGCCACUAGCUGUUUUCGGCUCCCUACAUAGUCGGUUGUCAAAUGCUGGAGCUACCUUGAAAAGUUGGAUGGAAAUGGCCACCGUCAGGAGUUCCCAGCGGGAAGACGAGGCCAUUAAGGUGAACAUGGCCAGCAUUGAACAGAACAUCCAGAAAGCCUUGACUGCCGAGGAAUACGAAAAUAUCUUAAACCAUGUAAACAGUUACGUGCAGCAGUUGGUCGAGCUGAAAAUGCAGCAGCAUUCCAAGGAGCUCGCACCGCAACAGGUUCAACUCAUUGUUCAGCUGAUGAAGGAAAACCUCCAUCAGAUUGUCCACAAAACGGAGCUAAGCGAAAAGGAUUUGUCUGAUCUGGCCAUAAAACUGAAAAUGGAGCUGCAAAGCUCAGGCGGUUGGCAAGAUGGAGCUAAACUAUCACAAGCUAACUUAGAGGAGAUAACCAGGCUAAUUAAAUCAGAGGUUCACCUCCACGAAUCGCACUACACCAUUCAACUGGACAGGAUAGACUUUCCAUCCCUGCUGGAGCGUAUUCUUGCUGCGCGAGCAUUGGCAGACUUUGUAGAUGCUCGAAUUAGUCUUCGGGUGGGAGAGCUCGAUCCAAAGGAGAGUUCCGGUUCCUCAGAUGCAGAAAUCCAAAUUGAGCGUCUAAACAGGGAAAUCGCCUUCAUUAAGUUGGCUCUCUCAGACAAGCAAGCGGAGAACGCCGAUCUGCACCAAUCAAUCAGCAAUCUGAAGCUCGGCCAAGAGGAUUUGCUGGAACGCAUACAGCAGCACGAACUGGCCCAGGAUAGGCGCUUCCACGGGCUGCUGGCUGAAAUAGAAAACAAACUGUCUGCGCUUAACGACUCGCAGUUCGCUCUUCUGAACAAGCAGAUCAAGCUAUCCCUGGUCGAAAUUCUGGGAUUCAAGCAAUCCACCGCUGGCGGUGCCGCUGGCCAAUUGGAUGACUUCGAUCUGCAGACCUGGGUGCGCAGCGUGUUUGUGGCCAAGGACUACCUGGAGCAGCAGCUGCUAGAGCUGAACAAGCGCACCAAUAACAACAUCCGCGACGAGAUUGAGCGUUCGAGCAUCCUGCUGAUGAGCGACAUUAGCCAACGACUCAAACGGGAGAUUCUUCUGGUUGUAGAAGCCAAGCAUAACGAGAGCACCAAAGCGCUGAAGGGCCAUAUCCGCGAGGAGGAGGUGCGCCAGAUAGUCAAGACGGUGCUAGCUAUUUACGAUGCCGACAAGACGGGUCUGGUUGACUUCGCCCUGGAGUCGGCGGGCGGCCAAAUCCUUUCCACGCGUUGCACUGAGAGCUACCAGACAAAGUCGGCCCAAAUAUCGGUGUUUGGAAUUCCACUUUGGUAUCCCACCAACACGCCGCGGGUCGCCAUCUCACCCAAUGUGCAGCCAGGGGAGUGCUGGGCAUUCCAAGGGUUUCCCGGAUUUCUAGUGCUAAAGCUCAACUCGUUGGUGUACGUCACUGGAUUCACCCUAGAGCACAUACCGAAGAGUCUAUCCCCCACAGGAAGAAUAGAAUCAGCUCCUCGAAACUUCACUAUCUGGGGCUUGGAGCAGGAGAAGGACCAGGAACCCGUAUUGUUCGGCGAGUACCAGUUCGAGGACAAUGGUGCUUCCCUCCAGUACUUUGCCGUUCAGAACCUGGACAUCAAACGGCCGUACGAGAUCGUCGAGCUGCGGAUCGAGACGAACCACGGCCAUCCCACCUAUACAUGCCUCUACCGGUUUCGCGUGCACGGCAAGCCGCCGGCCACAUAGAUCUGUUCAAAUCUCUUCUAGUGACCUAAGUACUGCCAGGUGUACAUAAUGUCUGUGCCUUAAAAAGGAAACUCAACAAUAUAUCACUGCGAGAUGUGGAUCAACGGAGCCCAGCCGUUUUCAACAAUGCGAACUGUGUAAAAAGUAAGGCUAUAUAGACUGUAAGUGUUUUGUAUCAUAUCACAUUAAGGUUAACUUGUACAUAGCAUCUUAUUUAAGUCAGGACUCGAGUCCCUAAGUACUAUAAUAUUUAUUAGUAUUUAGUUAUUUUCCUGAAAUCAAUCAUCGUUCCUUCAAGUCGACUCUACUUACGCAAGCAAUUCAACCCAUUGACAGAGCACUCAACCCAAUUUAUAAACAAAUUUCAAAUUCCAAUUUCACUUUGUCAUUGUUUUUGUCAUUGCCUUUGCCAGCAUUUAGCUACCUGAUAAGGGAAUUAACCAAACUUAAAGUAAACGCAGCUUCCGCUUGGAAAACAAGCCAUGAUCAACUAUUGCGCUUCAAUCAAACUGCAUCAGUCAGCAAAUCUCAAUUCCAUAAUGCAGUGAAAACCUUCAGCAUAAAGCUUUUAUGCUAAGCAUAAUUAAAAAUUCAAUUGGCGCCAAAUAAAAUUGGUAUUGUUUAAUUAUUUAAAAAAAUUUAUUUUAAUAUAAUUUUAUAUUUUUUGAUUAUAAACUUUUUCACAUACAGAGGUGGCCAAAAGUAUUUACACAACGAGCACUAUCUGUACACUAUUACACUACACUGGUUUUUGCUUAUCCUUAAUUGGAAACCGUUCAGACUGAUCUUAUAAUUCUUAAUCCUAAUCCAAUCAACCUUGGCCAGACGUUUUUCAUUAGAAACUUCUUGAACUUUCAAUUAUGUUUAGAAUAAAAGCUUUAUGCUGAAAUUAUUUUACUACAUUGUGGAAUUGAGAUUUGCUGACUGAUGCAGUUUGUUUGGAGCGCAAUAAGUUGACCAUUGCUUGUUUUCCAAGCGGAAGCUGGGCUUACUUUAAGUUUGGUUAUCUCUCUAAUCGGGUAGCUAAGUGCUGGCAAAGGCAAUGACAAAAAAUUGGAAUUUGAAAUUUGUUUAUAAACUGGGGUUGAGUGCUAUGUUUACGGGUUGGAUAACUUGCACAUAUUUUUUACCAUGUUUGCCAUUUAAAAGCGUUUGAAGUUAAUAGUCAUAGUUUGUCUAAGCCACACACUUGCUGAAUAUGUAUACUUUAAGCUAUAUCUAAGCUAAAAUGUUUUAUCAUGAAAACUUGCAAAAUCCCUAUAAAUGCCAUAGCAAUUUGAAUUCAUACCUCUAAAAUAGUGACAAAUAAAAUUGAAACUCACUGAAUAA